Molecule: messenger RNA, 845 nt
Organism: Archocentrus centrarchus (flier cichlid)
Lineage: Eukaryota; Metazoa; Chordata; Actinopteri; Cichliformes; Cichlidae
Gene: c9h2orf80
Product: chromosome 9 C2orf80 homolog
Exons: 8
Coding region: 72-704 (210 amino acids)
Source: RefSeq, a predicted model, not a curated record
UGUAGAUGUUUUGAUUUCUUUUUUGAUUUGAUUUUCUGCAGGAGUCUAGAUGUCAGUAUCUCAGGCAGAAAAUGGAGGCAAAGAAGCUGAAGAGAGAUGUUGAAGCCCUAAUAGCCUCUUACAUUGGACAGAAGCUUAGAGAAGAUGCCUUCGAUCCAAAGGGGAAGGGAACGUCCACAAUGCUGGAUGACCUGGCACACUAUGAUCUUGCCAUCAGUGUUGCCCUUUGGUGGCUGGAGAAGAAAGAAGGACGAGGUGUGCUUGACAGAGAGAUGAUUGGAGCAACAUGCAGCUUAGGAAGUGCCCAGUAUCCUAAUCGCUUAGAACGGGAGGCUAUGAUCUUGUCAUCCUUUGCUGGAAUUAUUAUGAGUAGCCUGCCACUGGAGGAAAUCUUGGCUCUGUACAGGUGUAAACCAGCUGCUGUGUACCCCAACCAGAAGUCCCAGGGCUCAAUUGUUUAUCCUUUCACUCUGUCCUACCAUCCGUUCGCCAUGCUUGGAUCUUACAAGGCCGUGCACCACUCCAAGGAACACAAUCAGAAGCUGAAAAGAUGGCUGUCUGGGCAGACAAAGGCAAGUGCUCCACCCCGGGAAGUUUCACCUUCAUUUUCCUCCUCAUCUCAGUCAUUCAUCAGUGACAGCAGUGAUGAUCAUCAGGAGAGAACUGAGCACUAUGAAGGCUCACAAGAGUCUCUGCACAACUGAAAUGACCCUCCAACAGCUACUUUGUGUCUUCAGGGUGGACUACAAUGUGCUUUCUGAUGUUUGCUUCAUACUGUCAAACUCAAGUAAUCUUUAUUCUUCUGUCUUUUAACAGUAGUGGAGAAAUUAAGUUAGAGCAAUAGU